AUGGCCCCGCCGCUCCCGCUGCUGCUGCUGCUGCUGCUGCUCGCGGGCUCCGCCGCGCUGCCCGCGCCCCCCAGGGCCGCGAGACACUCGGACGGGACGUUCACGAGCGAGCUCAGCCGCCUGCGGGACAGCGCGCGGUUGCAGCGACUGCUGCAGGGCCUGGUGGGGAAGCGCAGUGAGCAGGACACGGAGAAUGGCACCACCUGGUCCAAACCCGCGGAGGGUCAGCUCUGCCUGCGGUGGUCUGAAGUACCUGCUCUGCAGGCCUGGAGCCCCCUGGAUCGUACCUGGUCUCCCUGGCUGCCUCCUGGGGUCAUGACUUCAGAGUGGGCUGAAGCAAGGAGGCAGCCCAGAUGA
Messenger RNA from Castor canadensis (American beaver), 357 nucleotides. Lineage: Eukaryota; Metazoa; Chordata; Mammalia; Rodentia; Castoridae. The record is from RefSeq and is a predicted model, not a curated record.